GCUCAGCUAGCAGCCCAGGAACUGCAGUUGCAGGAAGAACAGAGCUCGAGAGUAUUACUAUUGGGAAGGAACCGCAACCAGCUUUUUUUAGUUUCAGGUUUGGGAGAUUUUCUCCAGUUCUCCGGCUCGGAGGUAUUUGUAGUUCUGUUUCUAGGAAAGGUGUUCUGUGGACACCAGACACGAACCAUGAUACGGAGCAAUGCGUCUGCCUGCGUGAAGCCACUUCAGAACAAGAAGGAGACGAGGAUAAACAAGCAAACUUCCUUGACGACAGUCAACAAACGGUAUGGAAUCCAACAACCAGUCAUCGCUGUUGCACCUGGUGCUAAUUGUAACUCGUGUCGCAAAUGCUCAGAUGGGUACAAGCCCCAUUUGUGGAGGAAAGUAUGUAGCGUGUGCUUUUGCCCCACUGAGCACCACGAGGGUGCCGAGGUUUCAGGUGGCAACACAGAUGGUGGUGCCGAGGUUUCAAAGAGUGCCUCGCUUAUGAGGGUUGAAGAAGACCUUGUGGGUGCCAUGACAACUCGCGAUCGCAUCAAGAAGCUCAAGAUCAGUGGUAACCUAUCCGAUGCCGUUCCGCAGUCCGAAUCGCCAGAUCACAGGUCUGGAGUCCUUUCAUCUGAUUCUCCUGAACAAAGAUCAUUUGUCCUUUCAUCCGGUACCUCGGAGCAAUUUGCCUCGCAAUCAACGGUGGAAGAAGCUACGUUCAAAUAUGUAUGGGCUCCAAAGGGACUGGAAACCGAUGAAAAGGUUGAGCAAUUCAUGGAGCAGCUGCCGGAAGAAGUACGCCCCAUGGGAACUCAUGACUCUACACAGGACUGGAAUCGGAGACAGAUGCACCAGAUGCCUCUUCACGACGCCAAGCUCAUGAAUGUAGACAUUCCUGAGCCUGAAAGAAUCGAGUUCAUUCAAAAGCGAGAGAAGGCAUUCUGCGAGGGUACUGUUAUUGAAGUUUCCAAGCAGCUCUGCGCAAACUGUAACGAGGUCAUUGACGAUUCCGAUCUUGCCGUCCAGUCCGACCUUUUGCCUGGCAAGUCCUGGCAUCCGGGUUGCUUCACCUGUCUCACGUGUAAAGAAUUCUUGGUCAACUUGGCUCAUUUCACUCACGACGGAGACCUGUAUUGCGGUCGUCAUCACGCCGAGCUGUCCCGUCCUCGUUGCGGUGGUUGUGAUGAGUUGAUCUUUGCUCAAGAGUACACCCUUGCCAGUGGCUCUAAGUGGCACACACACCACUUCUGCUGUUUCUUCUGUGACAAGCCACUCGGAACCGAGGAGGAAGAGUACGUCACUCAUGAAGGUCAGGUUGUCUGCCUGCCUUGCUAUGACGAUCAACUUGCUGGUCGUUGUCAAGUGUGCAAGGGAAAGAUUGGUGCAGGAGAGCAUCAACUGUCUUGUGAUGAACAUCACUGGCAUGAAGAGUGCUUCAAGUGUGACACUUGCAAAGUGUCAUUGGAUGCCGAUGACUUCAUGAUGAAUGAAGGAAAGGUCUUCUGCCAGGACUGCUACUCCGACAAGUAUGGAGAACGCUGUGGCAAAUGCGACAAGGUCAUCAAGGGACGACAAGUAAGUGCCAUGAAGAAAAACUUCCACCCAGAGUGCUUCACCUGCCAAGACUGCUCGUUGCUGCUGACAGGACUGAAGUUCUACAAGCGUGACUUCAAGUUGUACUGCAGUGGCUGCUAUGACCAGAAGUUUGCCGUGGCAUGUGCUGCUUGCGGUGACUACGUACGUUCGCAAGGCUUGCGCUGCAAGUCCAGGGUUUACCACAAGGACUGCUUCGUCUGCACCAAAUGCAAGAUUUCACUCUCGACUUGUCCUGUUAUCGCCAAGGAGACGGGUCUCUUCUGUCACAACUGUGUCGCGUAAUUUAUAUCAUCUGGAGGUGCGCCCACACUCUCCUGUUUUUAUGUUAUGUUGUCGUCUGUUGUUGCUUCAAGCGAUAGCUCAUUCCUGGUGUCUCGCUGUUCUAUGCCAGGGCGGCUUAUCCCACAAGAGAACAUUAUGUAUAGUAGUACAGGAGCCAAGUGGGAAAAAUGUGACUUCCCGUUCCCACUUUGGGUGUACCACGAUAUUUUUGGCUCAUAUGAUAGAGGGCCAUGUGUAGAUCACCCUGCCACUUGUCAUUUUCAGAACUUUCUGAAAGGUGGUGAAAAUUGCGAUUGAAAUUGUCUAUAAUUACCAUGGCAACCGGAUACAAAAUUAGGAUUUGUGUCAUUUUGUAUUGCUUUUACACCACUUUGCUAUUGGCAUCUCCAUGUAUUUGCUCCAAGCAUUCUAACUGAAGUGUUUUGAAGCGAGAAUAAGAACUCUUUUCUUCUUGGUUACCAUGGUAACCACGAACGAUCUACAAAAUGACAAUAAAAAAGAAUCAAUCAACUUCAGAAGUG
Sycon ciliatum is the source of this 2387-nucleotide messenger RNA. Its product is annotated as testin-like. Gene Ontology annotation, molecular function: zinc ion binding. The record is from RefSeq and is a predicted model, not a curated record. The transcript has 7 exons. Lineage: Eukaryota; Metazoa; Porifera; Calcarea; Leucosolenida; Sycettidae. The coding region runs from base 187 to 1866 and encodes 559 amino acids.